Molecule: messenger RNA, 2154 nt
Organism: Lontra canadensis (Northern American river otter)
Lineage: Eukaryota; Metazoa; Chordata; Mammalia; Carnivora; Mustelidae
Gene: CCDC97
Product: coiled-coil domain containing 97
Exons: 5
Coding region: 188-1219 (343 amino acids)
Source: RefSeq, a predicted model, not a curated record
GGGGGCGGGACCUGAGGGGGACACGCAUGCGCAUAGGAAGGUCCGCCUUCACCCCGGAACUGUUGUUUCGGGUUUGGCGGAGCACGGGGUCCCACAGAGUGUGCCCAGCCGGAAGUGGCCGCUCAGGGCCUGGGGCCGGGAUUAGCGUGCGGAGCCUACCGCGGGGGCUAACUAAUUAGGAAUCAGGAUGGAGGCCGUGGCGACCGCAGCGGCGGCCAGGGAACCUGAUGAAGACUGCACACAGCCUGGUUCUGGGCAUUGGGGAGAGCCGAGCUGGACGCUGGUCCCACCCAAACCCCAGGACAAGGUGGAAGCCGCAGAGGGACCACCAAGGGCCCCGGAUGAUGACCCCCCUGGGCCUGAGAACGCGGCGGUGAGUGCCAUGCUGCGUGCUGUGGCCGCCAGCCGCCUACCAGUGUGCAGCCAGCAGCAGGGCGAGCCUGACCUCACCGAGCGGGAGAAGGUGGUCAUCCUGAGCCAGCUAUACCAUGAGAAGCCGCUGGUGUUCCUGGAGCGCUUCCGCACGGGCCUCCGCGAGGAGCACCUGGCCUGCUUUGGCCACUUGCGCGGCGACCAUCGUGCAGACUUCUACUGUGCUGAGGUGGCCCGGCAGGGCAGUACCCGACCCCGCACCCUGCGUACCCGCCUGCGUAACCGGCGCUACGCUGCCCUGCGUGAGCUCAUCCAAGGCGGUGAGUACUUCAGUGACGAGCAGAUGCGGUUCCGGGCCCCACUGUUGUAUGAGCAGUACAUUGGGCAGUACCUAACCCAGGAGGAGCUCAGUGCCCGCGCCCCGGCCCACCAGCCGCCCAAGCCAGGCGCCCUCGGCACCCCUGCCUGCCCGCUCUCUGACCUCCUGCUCCAGUCCUACCAGGAGCGGGAGCUGCAGCAGCGGCUGCUCCAGCAGCAGGAGGAGGAGGAGGCCUGCCUGGAGGAGGAGGAAGAGGAGGAGGACAAUGAUGAGGAAGACCAGAGCCCCAGCAAAGACUCGGAGUCCUGGGUACCCGACUCGGAAGAGAGGCUGAUCCUGCGGGAAGAGUUCACCAGCCGGAUGCACCAGCGCUUCCUAGACGGCAAGGACGGGGACUUUGACUACAGCACCGUGGACGACAACCCCGACUUCGACAACCUGGACAUCGUGGCGCGGGAUGAGGAGGAGAGGUACUUUGACGAGGAGGAGCCAGAGGAUGCGCCCAGCCCAGAGCUGGAUGGGGACUGAUGGCUGUGGCCGCCCACCCCGCCCGUGACUCCGUCUAGGGGACAGCCUCGCUGGCUCUGGUGCCAUCCCCACCGAUUCCCUGCCCCCUCUGCGUGCGGGGUUCCCCACCUUGCCCCCCGCCCAGCUCCACCUUGGUCUCUCGCUGUCUCUCUGGCUCACUCGCUUUUUCUCCCUGCAUUUCUGUCUCUUGCUUUCUGCAUCCCUCUCCCUCUUUCUGCACCUCACCGUCUUUCCUCUCUGCCUUUCUCCAUCCCCUUCCCUGUCCCUGUGCCUUUGUCCCCAUGACAGGGCCCAGGCUGAACACCUCCCCUUGACUGAGGCCAUCAGGCCCUUUGUAGCUGGUGCCCACCAAGUGGACAUCAAUGCCCAAUGGGGUCCAGGUGAGCCCCUGGCUUCACCCUGGCCUCUGCCCAUUUCUCCCCCUCUGUGCUGAUGCAGCUCAUGCCUCCUUGCUCCCGGUUCAUUCCUAUCUCCUUCAGCCCCCCUCUAGGCCUCUGGUUUUUCCCACCUGUCCGCUCCCAUCUCGGCCUCCAUGCUGCCUCUGGCCCUCCGUCUGCCCCUCAGCCUUUCUUUUUCUGGUUUCUUUGUCAUCCCCCACCCCACCGGCCUCGCUGCCGAUGCCGAGGAAGGCGGCCUCGCUGGGCUGGCUACCAGCUGUCACCUCUCCCUCAGGACCCAGACUUGGGAGGGGGGCGCAGGGGCAGCACCAGGGCCAUGGGCCUGCUGGCUUGGGUGUGGCAGGAGGGGGCAUGGGAACGGGGGCUCUCCCCUCUCAGCCCCACUGGCCCCUCUCUUUCCCCAGCCGCAACGUUCCUUCCUUCCCUUCUUCUGCCUCCUUCUCCAUCUCUUGUUUACACUCCCCAAAUACGUACAGGCUGUUAUCAUGGGUCCUGAGUCAUCCCACACACAGCCUGCCCCAGCGUCCCUGCCCCCCA